Molecule: messenger RNA, 963 nt
Organism: Pyrenophora tritici-repentis Pt-1C-BFP
Lineage: Eukaryota; Fungi; Ascomycota; Dothideomycetes; Pleosporales; Pleosporaceae
Product: putative btb poz domain-containing protein
Molecular function (GO): protein binding
Source: RefSeq, a predicted model, not a curated record
AUGGACGCCAGCGAGAACAGCGAUGACUCUGCGAUUGCGCAAACAGACAUUGCUACAGAUGGCGACGUCAUCUUCGUAGUCGGCCCACAGAAAAAGAAGAUGCGAGUCUGUUCCGUCAUUCUCAGUAACGCAUCAGCAUGUUUCAGGACCAUGUUCGGACCGAAAUUUGCUGAAGGGAAGAAUCUAAAGAGCAACGACCCCAAAGAGAUUCCAAUGAGAGACGACGAUGCAGACGCCCUAGAGAUCCUCUGCAACGUUAUUCAUCUCCGGAACGAUGCAGUGCCACAGUCCCUGAGUCCCACCGAUGUUUUUGGGGUUGCUGUUGCUGCCGAUAAAUUCGGCUGCGCUGUUGCCCUGAAAUACGCCAGCACGGUUUGGCUGAAUCCUAAGGCUGUGAAGGAAAUCUCAGACCUGUGUUAUCUUAUGAUUGCUGCCUAUAUACUCGACAACCCACAGGCUUUUAGCGAUAUUACACUCGCGAUGAUAUUCAGUCAUGUCGGAUCCUACCUCUCGCUCGCUGAUCAGAUCAUCGAUCAGCUUGACUAUAUGCCAUGGAAAGUUUUCUAUCUACUAGAAGAGCAACGAAACCUGAUACGCAUUGAGUUGCAGCAAUUAUUGUUCCAGGGAUCGUUCUAUGCUGGAACGGACGAUAGGAGGUGCACUUGCGGGUGGGGAAGUUGUCAUAACCUUGCAUACAAUGAGCUUCUUCGAGAACGCCACCUUGAGCCGUCGCAGAUAUCUACUGGCAAGGUAUCACAAGUCCUUCAGCAAUUGGAAGAGAUGCCCGACCCAACCAUGCCUUACGAAUGGGAACCCUGUGAUUACAGGUACCAUAAGAAACCUAGGUAUAGAGAAUCGCGUGCUUUGAGGCUACGUGAAAUCCAGGAAGGAAACGGCCUUUGUAUCGACUGCUUCCGGUCAAGCACCACAGCUGAGGAUCAAGUUCACAGAAUCAAGCAUUGA